Molecule: messenger RNA, 873 nt
Organism: Miscanthus lutarioriparius
Lineage: Eukaryota; Viridiplantae; Streptophyta; Magnoliopsida; Poales; Poaceae
Source: the annotation of a GenBank genome assembly
AUGGCGGGGAUCUCUCGCGCGAUCCGGGCCUGCGCCGCCGCGUCCCGGCGGACCCUGGCCGCUGCUUCGGGGGCGGCACUGCCGAAGGAGGAGGCGGCGGCGGCGGCGGCGGCGGGGGUGAGAGCGGCGGCGACCGGGCGCAGGGGGCGGGAUCAGGAGGACGGGAGGCGCGUGCAGUGGGUGUUCCUCGGGUGCCCCGGGGUGGGCAAGGGCACCUACGCCAGCCGCCUCUCGCAGCUGCUCGGCGUCCCGCACAUCGCCACCGGCGACCUCGUCCGCGACGCCCUGGCCUCCCCUGGCCCCUUCUCGAAGAAGCUUGCUGAGAUUGUCAAUCAUGGAAAACUGGUGUCUGAUGAGAUCAUCAUAAAUCUGCUGUCAAGACGCCUGGAAGAGGGAGAAGAAAAGGGUGAAUUGGGGUUCAUUCUUGAUGGUUUUCCUCGAACCAUAAGACAAGCGGAGGUACUUGAAGGAGUCACAGAUAUUGAUUUGGUGAUCAAUCUCAAGCUCCGAGAAGAAGCUCUGCUUGCAAAAUGCCUUGGCAGAAGGAUGUGCAGCCAGUGUGGAGGAAACUUCAAUGUGGCCUCCAUUGAUAUGGAGGGUGAAAAUGGUGGGGCUCGAAUGUACAUGCCUCCACUAUUGCCUCCUCCACAAUGUGAAUCGAAGUUAAUAACCAGAGCAGAUGAUACUGAAGAAGUGGUAAAGGAGCGGCUACGUGUGUACCAUGAUUUGACUGAACCAGUGGAGGAAUUCUACAGAGCACGUGGGAAACUCUUGGAGUUCAAUCUACCUGGUGGAAUACCCGAAUCAUGGCCAAAGUUAUUGCAAGCCUUGAACAUAGAAGAUCCCGACAAUAAGAAAUCUGCAGCAGCAUGA